GGAUCUUCUCGCAUCGACCACAGUCUUUCGCCCUCUAGUGAACCCUUCAUAAAGCCAAACCUCCCCACUGCCUGAAGCCCACUAUACCUGCUCUUCCGCCCCUCCUAUUACUUUGCACGGAAUCUCGUCCCAGAGCACUAUAAUAAUAAUUAAUAACAACCCUGAACUCCUACCCGUCUCAUAAUGACGCCGAGUGAGUUCUCCAACGAUGAGUAAUCCUGGUAUUAUAUGAACUGACACGUGCUUCAGAAAUCCAAACCGAUCUCACUAAGCUCUUCGGCAUUGAGCAUCCGGUUCUCUUGGCCGGAAUGAACGUUGCUGCUGGUCCUAAGCUUGCUGCUGCCGUUACGAAUGCCGGUGGUCUUGGUGUUAUUGGUGGCUUGGGGUACUCUCCAGACAUGCUGAGGGAACAAAUUGCCGAGCUCAAGGGUUAUUUGAACCACGAGAAUGCACCUUUCGGUGUUGACCUUUUGCUCCCGCAAGUUGGCGGCGGUGCCAGAGCUACCAACUAUGAUUACACCAAGGGUAAAUUAGAUGAACUUAUCGACAUCAUUAUCGAGAGCAGGACAAAGCUUUUUGUCAGUGCUGUCGGUGUCCCACCAAAGGCUGUUGUUGAGAAGCUCCACAAGGCUGGUAUCGCCUAUAUGAAGUAAGCUUUCAUCCGGCCUUUUUUCCACGUCAUCGAUGCAAAACAAUAACGAUUUACGGUAAUCAGCAUGAUUGGACACCCCAAGCACGUCCAGAAGGCACUUGACGUCGGCGCCGACAUCAUCUGUGCACAGGGCGGCGAAGGGGGAGGUCACACUGGUGUUGUCCCUACAUCCAUCCUCAUCCCCACUGUUGUCGAUAUGGUUAAGGGCAAGAGGUCACCUCUUAAUGGCCUACCCGUGACUGUGGUGGCUGCUGGUGGUAUCUACGACGGAAAGUCGCUUGCGGCAUCUUUAAUGAUGGGUGCCAGCGCUGUCUGGGUUGGGACACGGUUCAUUCUUGCUGAGGAGGCUGGUGCGCCCAAGGCCCACCAGGAGGCCGUAAGAACCGCUGGCUUUGAUGACACCGUUAAAACUACGAUUUUCACUGUAUUUCUCCCACCACCCUACCUAUCCACGGCUAUGCUGACCUCUACCCAGGGCCGCCCCCUUCGUGUCCGCAAGAACCCGUAUAUCGCUAAUUGGGAGGAGAACCGCAGCUCAGAGAUCGAAGAUCUCACAAGCAAGGGUAUCAUCCCCGCCGAGCACGAUAUCGAGCAACUUGAUAAAGAUGGCAAGCUUGACGACGACAUUAUGGCUAGCGCUAGACCAUUCUUGAUGGGUAAGGUUGCUGCCGUCGUCAACGAUAAGAAGCCUGCCAAGCAAAUUGUUGACGAGAUGGUUGAUGAGGCUGUUGUGAUGUUGCAGAAGGGCCAGAAGAUGCUUGCCAAGUUGUGAGCUGUUUCUGGUGCUGUGUAGAGGGUCAGGAUAGUAAAUAGGGUUGAGCUUCCCCCCCCCCCUUUAUUCCAGCGUGUAUAUACCUUAUUUGUUUUUCUACUGGUUACCCACUUAAAUACGAUCUUUGGGGAAGUCUGAAACCGCUGUAGCCGAAAUGUUAAUCGUGCCCAUGGGGAUCCCCACGCAUGAGGCGGUGAGACCACCUACGGUAUUCGAUUCCUCGCAGAACACAAGAUUCUCUCAAGCACUUGCCAGUACUGCGGUUCCGGGAAUUUUCUUUGUAUGAUACCAAGCGCAACCUUCAACACAAGCACUUGUGUGGCACCGUGAGGUUCGCCAUG
This is a messenger RNA of Tuber aestivum (summer truffle), 1765 nucleotides long. The record is from the annotation of a GenBank genome assembly. Lineage: Eukaryota; Fungi; Ascomycota; Pezizomycetes; Pezizales; Tuberaceae.